Messenger RNA from Pyrenophora tritici-repentis Pt-1C-BFP, 3873 nucleotides. RefSeq names its product pentatricopeptide repeat protein. The record is from RefSeq and is a predicted model, not a curated record. NCBI's taxonomy places the organism in Eukaryota, Fungi, Ascomycota, Dothideomycetes, Pleosporales, Pleosporaceae. Gene Ontology annotation, molecular function: protein binding; mRNA binding.
AUGGUCUUUAAGAGCUUUCACCUCGCGCGCCAGAGUCUUGCCAAGGGCUUUACUCACGGUUAUGCUCAAUCAGUAGUUGCUGGUGUCAGCCAGAACAACCCCCUCGCAUCCCUCCAACACGACCGGUUCCGAAAAGGCCUCAAGAACCAACAUGCCUUUGCCUCGACGUCUACGACGAGUGCCCUCAAGGCGCUCGCCGCGGGACAACACGACCACCAAGACUCCGGUCUAGCCGCGUACUAUACCGCAUGGCAGAAGCAUCAGCAGCAGCGGACCGAGGACAAGGAGUGGUCGCAGUUUCAGUUCCGCAAACUCAUCGAAUGGGACCCGGCCAGCUCAAAGAGCGCGGCUGAAGCGAAGGAGAGCAGUGUCGCGAUUGAAGAGACGGCCGAGCCGGUCCCGGCGCGUGCCGUUGUCAACCGCGCAUACAGUACUAGCCAGGUGGAGGAUUUCAAGAAGGCCGUCGGGGGUGAAGAGGCGGAAAAGAUCGCUUUGGCACAGGUAGACGAGGCAAUCGCACAAGAGGUGGCAAAGCACAAGGCUGAUGGCGAACCUGUUCAAGCUGCUGAGGAAGAACUUUCUGCGAUUGAAGAGGCCAGGUCAGAGUCGCCCGCUACCGUUGCGGACACUCUUGUGAAUUCAUCGAUAUUGAGCCGCACCGAGUCAACGAUAGCUACAAGUCCGAUCGAAGCGCAUGAUGAGUACACAGUGCAACUUCAGAAACUCGCAAUCAACCGCAACUAUGCAGAAGUACCGGCCGUUUUCGAGGAAAUGCUUCGUUCUGAUGUCAAGCCAUCGGUUGCUGCAUACAACGCUCUCCUAUCCGCGGCGAUACACCUACCCCGGGCUCAGCACCAAGUCGUUCCCAAGGCUCUAGAUGUCUACUCAGAUAUGCUCCGUCGACGAGUCGUUCCUGACACGGCCACAUACACCACCCUACUUGAGCUCCUCUCUGUUCGAUCACUGGAAGUUGUAUCCUUGAAGCAGAGUUUUGAGGACAGGCGACUGCGGUAUGGCGGAAUGGAAGAGGAGGGUAGAUUCAUGCUCCAGUCUCACGAGACUGACUACGCUAUCUUGGCCGAGGAUGGAUCACUAUCAGUAGCUGUUAAGUUAUUCGAUGCUGCUGUCAGUGUCGAAUAUGGCCGCACAUUCUCUGAGAAGACCUACCGACUACUUGUCACUGCAUGCGCAGAGAGCGACCGCGUAGAGGACAUGGUGCGAAUUUACUCGCACAUGGAAUCUCGCAGUGUGACUCCGGCUGCUGAGAUGUUCGUUCCGAUGAUCCAUGCUUUCGGCAAGUCCGGUGACCUCAAGAGUGCGGUUGAGUGCUACGAUGAGUACAAGGCUCUUGCCAUCUCAAACGACAACGGUGAGGUGGACAUUGCACGCAAAGACAACGAUGUAUACGCGGCCCUCGUCAAGGCGUAUGCAGUGUGCAACCGCAUCGAAGGAGCCCAGAAAUUCGUAUCAAAGAUUGAGAGCGCUCUCGCUACACCAGAGGACGUCACCUCGGUUCGUGAUAUCGUAGGUCUCAAGGCUUUCCUCCCCGAGUGGUUGAAGAAUGGCGCCUUUGAUGAAGCCUAUCUACACGCUACCGAGUACCUCAGCCCUCAAGCACGCCAGAUCGCCAUGGCCGCCAUCUGUAUCAAGGCGGCUGACCGGGACGCGGUCGAUGUCGCCACUCAAGCUUUUGACGACCUCCCGGCUGAGGUUGACCUGUCUAGGCCAGCUAUGGCGAUGGGCGCUAUGCACAUCCGCACUGGAAACAUUGAAGCUGCCGAGGUCUUUUGGAGGAUGCUCGAACUCUCGCCGACGAAGCCUGACUUCAUCGAACCUACCGCCAUGCAUACUAUUGCACUGAUUGGCAGCGGGCAUGCGGAGCGCGGGCUUCGUCAGGGUCGUCAAAUGUUUGCUCGCAUACGGGACUCUCAGUCUGGCUCUACUCAAGCCAAGAUGGAGAUCGUAGAGCACAUUGACGAAGCUAUCGAGGUUAUGGGUCAGUUUAUGAUGAAGCGUGGCAUCUUCCUUCCGCCGCGGGCCAGCAUGGAACUGAUGUGGACGAUGAUUGAAAACGGCGGCCUAGUCACCCCAGUUGCUCACCACCUACUUGCUGGAAUGGGACCUGAGGCCAUUGUUCAACUCAAUUUCGACGACAUCACGCUUCUGAUGCAGGUUCAAUCUGGAAUUCUACUCCAGGAGGCCGAAUUUGACGUUGCCCACGUUGCACGUUUCGCUCAUCUUCUCGAAGUCAUCGCCGCAACUGGCACACCAGUCAACAAGACCACUUCAGGGCUCGUUGAACAGGCUCUUGCCAAGCUCGACAGGGGGGAUCUUCAGCACCGGUGGUAUGCCUACAAGCAUCCCGCUUCAGAGGCUUUGUACUCUCCAGCACCGUUUGCUUCCUACCCUGUCCAAGCACCAACUACACCAGCAGCUCCUACCUUUGAGGACCAAUACGACCCUUAUGCUGCGUCGACGGACAACAAGGGCUCUGUUGCGAUCACUGAGCUGCUUGAGAAGACGCACGGCCGAUCAUCGUCUCACCUCAACGAGGCUCUGAUGAAGUUUAGGAACAUGCGCCGGGCUGGCCACCAUCCUCGAUUCUUUACCUACGCUAAGCUGAUCACCGCCGCUGCAAAGGAAGACCGCCUGACUUUGGCUCACGACAUCCUCAACCUCGCCAAGCAAGAUGUUCCUCUCUUGCCCCAGUACCGCAUUGUACGAUAUGGCUGGGUCACCAUCUUGGACGCCAUGGUCGCCGCUUGCCUUACCUGCAACCAGCGUGACCUCGCUGGAAGGUACCACCAGGAUUUGCUUGAGAUGGGCGCCGCUCCUACUGCCAACACCUUCGGUCUCUACAUUACCACCCUCAAGGAGUCUACCAAGACCUUUGAUGAGGCUACAGAAGCUGUCAAGAUCUUCCUUCGUGCCAAGUCUGAAGGUGUCGAGCCUUCCUCUUUCCUCUACAACGCUCUGAUUGGCAAGCUUGGUAAGGCCCGUCGCAUCGAUGACUGUCUGUUCUACUUCUCCGAAAUGCGCAACCUUGGUAUCCGCCCUACAUCUGUAACAUACGGUACCAUUGUCAACGCUCUGUGCCGUGUCAGUGACGAGAAGUUUGCCGAAGAACUGUUUGAGGAGAUGGAGAGCAUGCCCAACUAUAAGCCUCGCCCUGCUCCCUACCACAGCAUGAUGCAGUUCUUCCUGACCACCAAGCGCGACCGCAGCAAGGUUCUUGGCUACUAUGAGCGCAUGCGUGCCAAGCGUAUCGAACCUACUACCCACACCUACAAGCUUCUGAUUGACACCUACGCCACUCUCGAGCCUGUAGACAUGGAAGCUGCUGAAAAGGUACUUGAGCAAGUUCGCAGCGCCGGUGCCGUGCCUGAAGCUGUCCACUACUCUUCCCUGAUUCACGCCAAGGGUUGCGUCAUGCACGACAUGGAAGGUGCGCGCCGCCUCUUCGACACCGUCCUCGCCGAUAACCAUAUCCGUCCUCAGGCCUGUCUCUACCAAGCACUCUUCGAAGCCAUGGUCGCCAACCACCAGAUCGCCGAUACCGAGGCCGUUCUCAGCGAUAUGCGUGCUCGUGGCGUCGAGAUGACACCUUACAUUGCCAACUCGCUCAUUCAUGGUUGGGCCCUUGCUCACGAUAUUGAAAAGGCAAAGGCUAUCUACGACUCUGUACCGGAGAGCAGGCGCGAGCCUAGCACCUACGAGGCUAUGACGCGCGCCUACAUGGCUGUCGAGGACCGCACUGCAGCUAUGGCUGUCGUCAACGAGGGUCUGUCUCGUGGCUACCCUGCAGCUGUUGCCGGCAAGAUCCUUGAGCUUGUUGGUGGAGGUCGCACCGCUGUACCUGAGGUUGUUGCCUAA